Messenger RNA from Melanotaenia boesemani (Boeseman's rainbowfish), 5784 nucleotides. RefSeq names its product glutamate receptor, ionotropic, delta 2 (Grid2) interacting protein, a (gene grid2ipa). Gene Ontology annotation, molecular function: protein binding. The record is from RefSeq and is a predicted model, not a curated record. Gene Ontology annotation, biological process: regulation of DNA-templated transcription. NCBI's taxonomy places the organism in Eukaryota, Metazoa, Chordata, Actinopteri, Atheriniformes, Melanotaeniidae.
UUUAUGUUCAUCGCUAAGCCAUAGGGUUUGGACCAAGGCUGAGGCUGGACAGCCUCACCCAGGAUGGAGAGCCCAAUUCUGAAAUGCUCUCCCCAGUCCUUUGGCAUUCUUCUCCUCAGCUCCUUACUGCUGGUUCUCUGAGAGCAGGGGAAGGCACUGGCCUUUAUAGCCCACAGAUGUGACCUUCAAAGUGUACUUCAUUCACUCAGCUGGGUAGAGACUUUUGGAGGCAGUGAGCUCAGGUGAGGAGCAGCUCGAGGGUGUCUGAGGGCACACUCUGGCUGCACAGACCCCCAGGCCGGGGGCGAAGAUAGGCUGGCUGGAACGUGCCCUGCCGCAAGCCGGGCAAGGAUGAGGCGUUUCCUGAGCAGAAAGGGUCGCUUCUCCCUUCGCCAGAGCAAGUCUGGGACCCGGAGUGCCUCCAAAGAUUUCUACCUUGGACUCCCUGCCACCAAUCAGAACUGGCCAGAGGCAUUUGGUUUCCGGCUGGGAGGUACUGGACCCAGUUACAUUCUGUCUGUGGUUGAGGGCAGUAGUGCAUACCUUGCUGGCUUGCAGCCCGGUGACCAGGUGGUGGACAUUGAGGGCCAAGAUGUGACCAACCUCAGCACACCGGCACUCAUUGCUCUGGCUCAGACCCUGAAGACCGUGCCACCCAGCAUUGGUGUGGUGUCACGGCUAGAAACAGGUCAGCUGACUCCAUGGCCGUUUUGUUUCACCAUCGUGGGAGACAGUCCUCUGAUGGUCGAGGAAUGCAAUCCUGGUGGUCCGGCUGCGCGCAGUGGCCUCAAAGUUGGUGACUAUGUCAUGGAGGUGAAUGGUAUUCCAGUAAAACAAUCAAAAACUGCAGCAGCCAUGAUCAAAGCAGCGCAGGGUCGACCUCUGCGUCUGGGUGUGCUCAGUAUGGCUCGCAGACCAAAGCGACUGAGCAGCAGCAUGAGGGUGCUGUCACAAAGUGGAGACAGCGUCAGGGAGAGUCGGGCCCACAAAGCUAUGGAGUUUAAUAAAAAAGUGGAGGAGGUACUAGGAGAGGAGCCUGAUGUGAAGGAACAGCUGUUUGAGGUGCUGAAGCAGUAUGCUUCUGAGAGGGAUGUGGAGAGUCUGGCUGAAGCCCUGCCUGACAUUCUGAUUACAGAAGAGCAUCAGCAACUGAUUGACAGUGUCAGGAUCUUCAUUCCCAAAAAGCACCGGGAGCGUUUUGACGAGGUGGUUUCUCAGAGUCUGAUGAGCCGGCUGAAGGGGCGGAGCUUUAGUGACCCCAGCCGCAGCCACCUUCGUCGCAGCAGGAGCGAGGAUCACCCCGAGCGCCUCCUUGUCUCCACCCGUGCAAGUUCAGUGCCACGCACGCACGCGGAGGAAGGUGUGGCCCUCCCUGCCAGAGGCAUGCGAAAGACCACCUCACUCAUAGCAGGCCACUCCAGUGGCACCACCACCAACUGCAGGACUGUAAGAGUAUGCAAGGGCAACACAAGCUUUGGCUUCACUCUGAGAGGCCAUGCUCCAGUGUGGAUUGAUUCAGUUAUCCCUGGAAGCCCUGCUGACAAGGCAGGUAAACCAGGAGACAGAAUCCUUUUUCUCAACGGACUGGACAUGAGGACCUCCUCCCAUGAGAAGGUGGUGUCCAUGCUGCAGGGAAGUGGUGCCAUGCCCACCCUGGUAGUCGAGGAUGGUCCAGCUACUUUUUCCCUAUCUGAGCAAGACCUUGCAGGGGGCAGUGUUCCCACAGAACGUGCCCGCUCUCCAGUGCUCAGUUCCCUGCAGUGGGUUGCAGAGAUCCUGCCGCCCAGUAUCAGGGUUCAGGGUCGCACCUUUGGACAACAACUGGAGCACUUGCUGACCAUCCAGGAGAGGUACACCAUCUGCAAGGCUUUGGAGAAUUUCUUCCAGCACAGAAAUGUAGACACCCUGAUCGUGGAUGUAUUCCCAGUGCUGGAUACUCCUGCCAAACAGGUGAUCUGGCAGUUUGUUUACCAGCUGCUGACAUAUGAAGAACAGGAACACUGCCAGAACAAGAUUUCACGUUUUCUUGGAUACAAAGCACCAGUUCCACCACCACCACCACCACCUCCCCCUCCUCCAGAGCCCGAGUCUGCCCCUGAGCCUCAUCGCCGCAGCAGUUCCAUGAGGGUGACAGGGACCACGUACAGGAGCAGUGUGAGGGGACGUAGCUCUGAUGAUCUGGUCAUUGGCACACACUUGGGCAUGGGCCUCCGUGCAGAGCCAACACAGGAAACAGGGAUGAGGUUGGCUCCAGGAGAGAGGCAGUCUGGAGAUGGUACCUCUCUCCCUGAGACUCCCAAUAACCUUACCAAUCUGUCAGCUGUGUACGCUGAACUGGAGAACAUGUACUCAGCCAAGAGGUCCAAGUCUCUGAAGAGUCGGCCUCCUCCUGCUCCUGAGAGUUUGCUGGACCUGGAACCUCCUUCACGCACAGCAUCCCCGACAGUACAUGCAAACACAGGUUGCCGUAAAGGCCCCCCAACCCAUUCAUCCUGGCCUGAGCCCCUGCCUAGUCCACCUCCAGCCCAGUUCUACCCAUCAGGGUUAACAAGUCAGACCAGUGGUGAGUCCAAUCCCUACAUCAGCCUGGACAGUCCCCCUCCCUCACCUCCAGAACCUGACUUCCCAUCUAGCCCACCUGUCCAUCACAGCAACAAACGGCGUUACACCUUCUCCAAACCUCCUCGUUCAGAAGAUACAGAUCGCUUUCUGGAUGCACUGAGCGAGCAGCUGGGACAGAGGGUGGCCAUCGUUGAUGAAUUUUUGACCCCUGAAAAUGACUAUGAAGAGGAUGUUGUGCAGAUGGGCUUCCCAGAUGAGGAUGAUGAUGAUAAUGAAGACGAGCUGGGGGUGGACGAAGAUGAGAAUGGAGGAUUUGUGGCUCCAGAGCUUAGUAGCCCAAGUGAUGUCCAAAGUAGCAGCGGAGAAGAAAACGCCUCCUCCCUCACUUAUUCCUCUUCCUCUGAUCACAUUCCUCCUCCCCCGAUGACCCCUCCUCCACCCCCACCUGUUCAGUUCAACGACCCUCCUCCUCCUCCUCCUCCAGCGCCUCCACAGACUCAGCCUCAGCAACAGCAGCAACAACAAGCCAUUAAGUACACUCCUGAGCACUCACCAAGAGUGUAUGUGCCCAUUCGGCGGAAAUCAGGCCCUCCUCCACCACCUCCUCCCCGCAGUAACCCACCACCUAAACGCCACUCCUUACAUAAAGUCUUGCCGUCAAGAGAGGAGCUGCAGGUACAUGCAACCAUACAAGAGCUAAAAGCAUUUCAAGAACAACAAGCCUACCAGGAAAGACAAGCUUAUGAAGAGCAGCAAGCUUAUAAGGAGAGACAGACAUAUGAAGAGCAAAAAACCUAUGACGAACAGCAACUGUUUCAAGAACAGCAGGCCUAUCAAGAGAAAUUUUUCAAAGACAGACAGGCUUAUGAAGAACAAAAAGCGUAUGAGGAGCAAAAAGCUUUUGAGGAGCAACAAAUGUACCAAGAGCAGCAGGCUUACAAAGACAGACAAGCUUAUGAACAGCAUCAAGCCUACCAAGAACAAAAAGCAUAUGAGCAGCGUCAAGCCUACAAAGAACAAAAAGCAUUUGAAGAGCUUCAAGCCUACCAGGAACAAAAAGCAUAUGAGGAGCGCAAAGCUUAUGAGGAGCAAAAAGCUUAUGAGGAGCUUCAAGCUUACGAGGAGCAGCAAGCAUAUCAAGAGCAGCAGAUGCAGCAGAUCUACCAGAGCCACCAAUCAAUGCCUGCUCAGCCAACACAACAGAAAGCCCAUUCACCCCUGCCUCUCCAACAAAUACACCAGUCCUUACCCCCACUCCCCUCCCCAGACUCCAACCAUCCCCAUGCAAACCACCCUGUUUAUAUGAUUCGCCAAGCUCAGCAGCAACAAGCCCACCAGAGUCAUCACCAUCGACGACUGUCUCGUUCAGCCCCUCCCCCACAUCAGCCUUCACCUCAACCAACAGUACAUCCAAGCCAACAAGGUCAGUAUGCUGAGGGUAUCUACCAAAGUCAUCAAGGCAUAAGACCCCAACCGCAUCAUUCUUCAACGGAGAUGCUCAAUCAGAUGCACCAAGCCCCAGCUCAUCAUUCCUCUGCAGAGAUGCUCCACCAGUUGCAACAAUCCCAGGUCCACCACUCAUCUGCUGAGGUGCUCCAGCAGAUGCAGCAAGUCCACGUCCACUACUCAUCAUCAGAAAUGCUCAAUCAGAUGCAAAAAUCCAAGGCCCAUCAUUCUUCAGCAGAGCUUCUGCACCAGUCUAACCAAAUGCAGCAAAUGCAGCCUCAUCACUCCUCAACUGAGCUUCUCCAUCAAGCUCACCAGAUGCAUCGGGGACAACCCCACCAUUCAUCAACUGAACUUCUCCAUCAAAUGCACCAAGCCAAGCCCCAUCACUCAUCUACUGAACUACUGCAUCAAGCCCAUCAGAUGCAUCAGUCCAAGCCUCAUCACUCUUCCACAGAGCUUCUUCAUCAAGUCCAGCAAGAGCCUGCUUCCCUCCCGGUUCAGCUAAACCGGGACAGCCACUCCCAUCACAGCCGCAGAAGUCUCAAAGGUCACCACCAAACUGAAGUAUCACAGCAGAUGCAUCAAACUCAUCACCCCCAGCCCACCAAACCCUCUCCACAGAGACCCCACUCUAUCCAGCAAACCCACCAUCAUUCCAGCACACCCCAGAUCCACCACAUCCACCACACCCCACAGCCCCUCCAGGACUACCAGCACCAGAUCCAUGUCAUCCAUCCUCCCCAACAGCCCCACAGGCCCCAGCCACUUCUCUCCACCUUUCAGCCCCUCCAGCCCACCCUCUCCACCUUCCAACCUUUGCCUCAACACCACCAGUCACAGCAUCAGGUCCAGACUUCCACCCAAACUGCUCGUCCACAGUCGCAGCCCUCACACCACCUGCUGCAGUCCCCACACCAGCCACAGUCCCAGCCCCACCACAAGCAACCCCAUAGCCAGAGUCAGCCCCAGUCCCUCCCCCACUCUCUCUCUGAUCCAACAGAGCAUCUGGAACCACCUCCACCUCCACCCCUCCCACCUCCAUGCUCCCCUCCACCACUGCCAAGACCCAGUUUAUCCAGGAUGGACUCCAACCACAUGAGUGUGAAGCGGCUGCGCUGGGAACAGGUGGAAAACUCAGAGGGGACAAUUUGGGGACAGUUGGGUGCAAAUUCUGACUAUGACAAACUGCAUGACAUGGUGAAGUAUUUGGAUCUGGAGCUUCACUUUGGGACACAGAAGAGCUCCUUGCCUCUUCUAGAGCCACCUCCGCAGCUAGAAACCUUCAAAAGGAAAGAUGUUGUUGAAAUAUUGUCCCAUAAGAAGGCUUACAAUGCCUCCAUCCUGAUAGCCCACCUGAAGCUGUCUCCUGGGGAGUUGCGUCAGAUACUGAUGAACAUGGCCACAGAUAGGCUGGAGCCAGCUCACAUCAAACAGCUGCUGCUGUACGCCCCUGAUGCAGAGGAGGUGAAAAAGUAUGAAGAGUACCGACAGGACCCCAGUAAACUUAGCGAGCCAGACAGUUGUGUUGCAGAUGUUAUCGUACCCGAGUACAAGACCCGUCUACAGAGCCUCCUCUUCAAAUGUUCUCUUCAGGAGAAGACAGAGGAACUGAGAGGAGCAUACGACUGUAUAUAUAAGGCCCCUCCAUGGAGCUGAAAACCAGCAAGAAGCUUGCUAAGAUACCUAGAGUUUGUGUUGGCAAUGGGGAACUAUCUGAAUAACAGCCAACCUAAAACCAACAAGACUACAGGCUUCAAAUCAACUUCCUCACUG